ACACAAAGCCGCGUGCAAAAUGACAGAAGAAGAAGCAUAAGCACAUAUUUUCCACAUCAAGUUCCGAAUUUUUGACAAUUAAACUUAGACUAUUUGAUGGCUUUUCCCACCACAAGUGCCCAGCAAGCCGAGACGAACCGCAAGAUACUCGAGGAGAUUCAGACGAAGAAGCAGCUGCUGGCGGGCGGGAUCAUAAACUUGGGACUGACUGGCACUGCGAAUCAGAUGCCAGCACCUCCAUUGCUGGGACAGCCGACAACAGUGACUUCACCCGAUUUCCAGGUGGGCGUGGGCAUUGCCACCAAUGCCACAUCCACCGCCCGCUCUGCAUUUAAUCCGACGAGCUCUACAACUCUGGGCUUCUUUGUACCUCAGGAUUCGUAUUUUGGAAACAGUUUUAUACCCGUGCUGCCUCGUCUGGAGCCGCUGCCGUCGCCCGCGACCACACCCACCGCCACCACAACCAGCCCCCAAAGCGUUCCGAGUAUCAGCAAAUCGUAG
Messenger RNA from Drosophila elegans, 501 nucleotides. RefSeq names its product SOSS complex subunit C homolog. The record is from RefSeq and is a predicted model, not a curated record. The transcript has 2 exons. The coding region runs from base 97 to 501 and encodes 134 amino acids. Gene Ontology annotation, biological process: DNA repair. Lineage: Eukaryota; Metazoa; Arthropoda; Insecta; Diptera; Drosophilidae. Gene Ontology annotation, cellular component: nucleoplasm; nucleus; SOSS complex.